AUGCCUCGAUCGGAUGAUCCCGAGUCCGGCGUGGCAUGGCUCCUGCGGGAUUACCUCGAGUCAAUGCCGUGCCGCAUCCUCGCCGAGUCCGCACCGUCCGACAGCUCGACACGGGCACCGUACUCGGUCAACUGCACGGCGCUCCUUGACGCCAUCGUCAUGCGCUCCGAAGCUUCUGAUCAGAGCUGCAUCGACCGCGAUACACGUGUCGAGCUCACCUCUGCUAUCAUCUGCGCUCACACGACCUGGCAGGACAUCAUCACUCAUGCCAUGCCGUACGUGGCCGGGUCGUCGUGGAUGUUACUCUGGUCGUACGACGCGCCGGCUGUUGUCUCGUCGGCCGCCUCCAUCCUCGCCAUGGCCACCGGAAUCGUGCCCGACACGCGCGAUCUCUCUUUCUUUGCCGCCAACCGCCAUACGUACGAUGACGUGCGAAAGCUAUAA
This is a messenger RNA of Thecamonas trahens ATCC 50062, 444 nucleotides long. RefSeq lists its product as uncharacterized. The transcript is spliced from 2 exons. The coding region runs from base 1 to 444 and encodes 147 amino acids. The record is from RefSeq and is a predicted model, not a curated record. Lineage: Eukaryota; Apusomonadida; Apusomonadidae.